Messenger RNA from Paramecium pentaurelia, 360 nucleotides. The record is from the annotation of a GenBank genome assembly. NCBI's taxonomy places the organism in Eukaryota, Ciliophora, Oligohymenophorea, Peniculida, Parameciidae.
AAUGGAAGAAAAAACUAUGGAGAUAACAAAGCUGGUAUGUUGUACAUUUAAUCAUAGAAAAUUGAAUUAAAUGCAUAGAAGCACUUAAAGUAAAUAAGAUUUAAAACAUUUGAAAACAUUAGAGAUUUGCGAGCCAAAUUAGAAUAUGAUGAUUUAAUAAAAUAAUUUGAUGAGUAAUGCAAUAUUGUUGGUAUUAUCUAACUAAUAUUAGAUGAACAAUAUUUAGAAUUUUAGUUAGAUCAAAAAGCAAUAGAAGAACAAGAACAUGAUGCCAAAGUAUAUGAAAAAUCAAUGUUGGCCAAUUUAGAUAAUAUAAAUUUUGAUAUGGAAUCAACCUUAGAUGAAGAAUUUGUAUCAUGA